AUGCACAGAGAGUAUAAUGGAAAGCCAACCUUCACACAGAUCGUGGUGGCUUCCUCCAUCGGGUUGAUAUUUGCUGCAGCAAUGCAUUAUCGGCUUAAGAAAAUGAGAGAUCGAAAGACCAUUCCACGUCUCAGAAUAUCAAAGGCAAACCGUAAACCAAAGCUUGAAAAGUUUCCUCAUUACGUAGCUAGGCAAAUGGGGUUCAAAGAUAGAAGAUGUUGUCCUCAUCUUUGUAAAUUGGCUUCUGAAUACAUAAGGAAAUCCGAGGGAUGUGAAAAUGAUCUCUAUAGCUUCUUUGAGAAUGAACCAGAUGCCGAUUCGCUUUUUGUGAAGCUUGUGGAAGAGUUUGAGAGAUGUAUUCUCAGUUACUUUGCAUUCCAUUGGAGACAUGGUGAUAUUUUGAUAAGUCAGGUAUCUACAUUUGUGAAAAUCUCUUUUCUUUGUUGUCUGGAAUUGCAGGUGUUUAGCUCUGAAAUUGAACCAAGGGCAAAGCUCAGGCACAUAGUUAUGGCAGCAACUAGGGAACAAAGGAUCGACAGAGUGACCAAGAAUCUGAAGGUAGCUAGAGUUUUCAACACAUUAGUGGAAGAAAUGAAAGCAAUGGGACUGACAAAUGAUGACUCCCAAUGCACAGAGGUGAUGGCUCCAGUGGCUCACAGUGAUAGGAGCCCAGUGCUUCUUUUCAUGGGUGGUGGCAUGGGAGCUGGCAAAAGCACUGUACUCAAGGACAUUCUUAAAGAACCUUUCUGGGCAGGAGCAGCAGGCAAUGCUGUCAUCAUUGAGGCAGAUGCCUUCAAAGAAUCAGAUGUCAUCUAUAGGGCCCUCAGUGCAAGAGGGCAUCAGGACAUGAUUAGAACAGCUGAACUGGUACACCAAUCAUCAACUGACGCAGCCUCAUCCCUCCUAGUGACAGCACUAAAUGAGGGGCGAGAUGUAAUAAUGGACGGUACACUCUCCUGGUUACCAUUUGUUGUGCAAACAAUAACAAUGGCUAGAAAUGUCCACCGCCGCCGCUACCGCAUGGGACCUGGCUACAAGAUGAAUGGCGAUGGAACUGUCACUGAAAACUAUUGGCAGCGAAUUGAGGAAGAGCAAGACCGGGUUGAAGGAAAGAGGAGAAAACCAUACAGAAUAGAGCUUGUUGGAGUAGUAUGUGAUGCUUACCUUGCUGUCAUUAGAGGCAUAAGGAGAGCUAUCAUGUGUAGAAGAGCAGUAAGAGUGAAGUCACAACUCACAUCGCACAAGAGAUUUGCUGAUGCAUUUCUCACUUAUUGUCAGCUAGUUGACAAUGCUAGGCUAUACAGUACAAAUUCUUUGGAAGCUCCACCUAAGUUGAUAGGAUGGAAAGAUAGAGACAAGACAUUGCUGGUUGAUCCAGAUGAAAUAGACUGUUUGAAGAGGGUGGCAACGUUGAACGAAAGUGCCAACAACAUAUAUGAACUUUACAAGCACCCCAACCCAGCUUGUGAAGUUGGAUCCAUAUGGAAAGACAUUGUGCUAUCUCCUUCAAGGUUGAACGUCCAAAAAGAGCUGAAGUAUUCAAUCCAAAAGAUUGAGAAUUUAAAACUAUAGAUCUUGAUGAAGCAUUAAUGACAGUUUUCCACCUUCUUUACCUUCUGAGAUAAGGUUCAUAACAUAGAAACCAUCUAGAUUACAAAAGUAAAGUAAAGCAUAAGAUAAGCUCAAUCAGCUUACAUAGUGUAUUGAAAUUUAUGACCGAGGAAAAUUUUUAUUGUUGUCCUGACAUAUGAACCAAGUCUAUAAAAACAACAGAAAAUAGUCAAAUCUUGAUAUUGAAAAUUUUAGAAAUAUUUUAAGGUCACUCAUCGAAUCAAACGACUACCACCCACCAAAUACAGAUAUUAGGUGCAAUUGCUCGGUUUCAAAAUUGAUAAGACGAGUUAUCAAA
This is a messenger RNA of Vigna radiata var. radiata (mung bean), 1909 nucleotides long. RefSeq lists its product as uncharacterized. NCBI's taxonomy places the organism in Eukaryota, Viridiplantae, Streptophyta, Magnoliopsida, Fabales, Fabaceae. The transcript has 8 exons. The coding region runs from base 1 to 1572 and encodes 523 amino acids. Gene Ontology annotation, molecular function: kinase activity; ATP binding. The record is from RefSeq and is a predicted model, not a curated record.